Messenger RNA from Colletotrichum truncatum, 678 nucleotides. Its product is annotated as GNAT family. The record is from RefSeq and is a predicted model, not a curated record. Gene Ontology annotation, molecular function: acyltransferase activity, transferring groups other than amino-acyl groups. Lineage: Eukaryota; Fungi; Ascomycota; Sordariomycetes; Glomerellales; Glomerellaceae.
AUGGCCCCGACAAUGAGACCCGCCACUACGGGGGACGGGCCGGCCCUUGCCGCUGUCUACCUCUCAGCCUUCAGCGACAACCCAGUCGCGAAGACGUGCUUCCCGCCAGAUUCGCCAGAGUGCCGCCAGCUUCUAAGCGAGAUGUUUGCGGAAGAAGUGAGCGAUGCCCGUUCCCAUGUUUUCGUCAUCACCGAUCCGGAUUACAAGCAAGACCCGGACCUGGUUAUCGCCUGGGCCAAAUGGGUGCGGCCGGCAAGGGACGGCGAGGCGAACGUACCCCCGCCGCCACCGCAGGAUUUCUGGCCGGUGCAGGGCAACCCGGAGUUUGCAAACAGGUUCUUUGGGACCCUUGCAAGGAGGCACGCGGCCAUCAUGGGCGACGUGAGGCACUGGUACCUUGAGCUUGUAGUCAGUCGCAAAGACCAUCAAGGAAAAGGCGCGGCUACCCCUUUACUGCGCUGGGGUUGUGGCAGGGCUGAAGAGGAGGGGGUACCGAUAUUUCUGGAAUCGAUGCCCAAGGCAAAGGCAGUUUAUGAGAAGUACGGUUUUCAAACGGUGGACUACUUGGAGUUCCAAGUCCCGAGCGGGGAGACCAUUAGCCAGGACUUUAUGUUGAGGAAGGGAAAGAACAGCAAAGAUAAUGAGAGGAUCUUGGAAAACGUCAGGAACACGUGUUAG